AUGGCUGACAAGACCAUCCCAAUCAUCGAUGUCUCGAACAUCGACAAUGAUGUCCGCUCCGUAGCAGCGAAAAUCACUGAAGCAUGCGCGACUUGGGGUUUCUUCUUCAUCAAGAACCACCAAAUCCCCCACGAUUUAAUCCAGAAGAUGUUCGACAUCAACGAGGAAUUCAGCGCGCUACCCCUGUCCGAGAGGAACAAGCAUCCCGUGAAUAAAGAUCAAGUCGGCUUCAAAGGGCCUGGUGACGAUGCCCAUAAAGAUGAAAAGUCCGCCAUGUGGCUUGGUGGACUACCCGGGAGCUUAAGCGGGAACCCGGGCCUGCAUCCUUCACUGGAAAAGCACCUCCCGGCAAUUGAUGCGUAUAAAAAGGCAUGCGCCGAGAUGUCACUCAAGCUACUGCGGUGCUUCGCCAUUUUCCUCGGUCUGAGCGAGGACUUUUUCGCCUCUCACCACCGGUAUGAAUCUUCGAGGAAUUUGAUCAUUAUGCUACACUAUCCCAAAUUUGACGCGCCACCCCCGAAGCACUCAGCGCGCAUCUCGCCUCACAGUGACGGGUCCAACUCGGUGACCAUUCUAUUCCAAUCCGCCGUGGGCUUGGAGGUCCUUUCACCCACCGGCGAGUGGGUACAGGCACCCGCCCCUGGAUUCGACCACGCUUUGAUCAACAUUGGUGACGUCCUACAAUUCUGGUCGUGUAAUAAGCUGAAAUCCACGCUGCAUCGAAUCACCCAAGACCAGCUCCCGUGGGACAAGGAACGCUAUAGCGUCGCCUUCUUCUGCCAGCCGGAACCCGACACAAAGCUUAACCCAAUCGUGGGAGAUGUGGACGUUGAACAGAUGGCCGUCGAGGAUGGAAAAAUGUUCCGCCGGGGCAUGACUUUAACGGAGUACAUCGAGGAGGAGAUGAAAGUGAUCUAUGGGCAGGACUUUUAUGAUAAGCAGGUACAGUCUGUCCCAGUGAUGGCUGCGACGUCGUGA
Molecule: messenger RNA, 978 nt
Organism: Cladophialophora immunda
Lineage: Eukaryota; Fungi; Ascomycota; Eurotiomycetes; Chaetothyriales; Herpotrichiellaceae
Exons: 2
Coding region: 1-978 (325 amino acids)
Molecular function (GO): dioxygenase activity
Source: RefSeq, a predicted model, not a curated record